AUGAUUAGACAUCUGAAGUUGAAGCCAUUCAGAACACUACCGUGUCGACCACUUCGGGAAACGACUGCUCCAGGUUUUCACUCUGGAACCGUCGAGGAACAAACACCAAACCCUACCGGCCAUUUCGGGAGGCAUCAUUUAGAACAGUUCUGUAUGAACGAACUUGAAGAGAAACAUCGCGACAGAUCAUACCGAUACUUCAACAACAUCAAUCGUUUGGCUGGCCAAUUCCCUCGAGCACAUUUAUCCAGCACAGAAGAUAAGGUCACUGUUUGGUGUUCAAAUGACUAUUUGGGCAUGAGUAGAAAUUCUACUGUCCUUCAUGCCAUGAGCGAAACGUUGAAAACCUAUGGGGCUGGGGCUGGGGGUACACGCAAUAUAUCUGGCCACAAUUUUCAUGCCAUUUCUCUGGAGAAGACUCUCGCCAACUUGCACAAUAAGCCUAGCGCGCUUGUUUUCUCCUCCUGCUAUGUGGCAAAUGACGCGACACUUUCUACGCUUGGGAGCAAGCUGCCUGAUUGUGUGAUUUUCAGCGAUAGUAUGAAUCAUGCGUCUAUGAUUCAGGGUAUUCGAAACUCGAGAGCCCAGAAAAUCAUUUUUAAGCACAAUGAUCUUGAAGAUUUGGAGUCAAAACUCGAUUCUGUUGCACCCCAUCGACCCAAAAUCAUCGCAUUUGAGUCUGUAUACAGCAUGUCCGGGUCAAUUGCACCGAUCGAGGGUAUUUGCACCUUGGCUGAAAGAUACGGUGCGAUUACCUUUCUGGAUGAAGUUCAUGCUGUUGGGAUGUAUGGACCAUCGGGGGCUGGCAUCGCAGAACACCUCGACUUUGAGUUUCAUCAGGCCCGUCAAAAGUCCAGAAUACCGUCCAGAUCUCACAGGGAUGUGAUGUCACGAGUCGAUAUCGUUAGUGGGACUCUGGGAAAGGCAUUUGGAGGUGCGGGAGGCUACAUUGCGGCGACCAGCAGUGUCGUAGAUUUCAUUCGAAGUCUUGCACCAGGCUUUAUUUUUACUACCUCUCUCCCUCCACACGUGAUGGCCGGGGCUCAUGCAGCCGUUGAGUAUCAGCGAAAUUGCGCUGCCGAGCGUGUCCUUCAGCAGGUACAUACACGCAUGCUAAAGGCUGAGCUUGUCGCCCAGGCAUUCCCGGUUGUCCCAAAUCCCUCUCAUAUAAUACCACUGCUUGUUGGCGACGCGGAAAAAGCGAAGGCAGCUUCUGAUCUUUUGCUACGGAAGCAUGCCAUCUAUGUUCAAUCUAUCAACUAUCCCACGGUCGAGCGUGGGAUGGAGAGACUACGGAUUACACCUACCCCUGGACAUACCAAAGACUUGCAAAAGGAGUUGAUUGAGGCACUAGAGGGUGUCUGGACUGAGCUUGAACUGCCUCGCCUGAGUGAUAUUUCUCAAGAAAGGGUCUUUUUCAAUGACAACGCACCUAUUUGGACGGAUGAACAAUUAGAACUCUAUCAGAAGUGA
Molecule: messenger RNA, 1473 nt
Organism: Penicillium arizonense
Lineage: Eukaryota; Fungi; Ascomycota; Eurotiomycetes; Eurotiales; Aspergillaceae
Exons: 1
Coding region: 1-1473 (490 amino acids)
Biological process (GO): heme biosynthetic process
Cellular component (GO): mitochondrion
Molecular function (GO): 5-aminolevulinate synthase activity; pyridoxal phosphate binding
Source: RefSeq, a predicted model, not a curated record